AUGGACUCCCCUGCCGGACUGCAGUCGCAAUCGCCUCGCCUUUGCAAGACCUAUCAGUCUCCUCCACCACCAGCCGGUUCCGACGAGGUAGCAGGGCCCGUAUCUGGGAACUUCAGGCCUCUCAACCCCACCGAGGAACUCAUGCGAGAGGUCAAGACGACAUACAAAAAUCUGAAUGCGGCCAAGGCUACCUGCAAGAGCCUCCUUAGUCUGGCCAACUGCCGCUUGCGUGGCUGCCGUGACCCAAGGCCGGAGGACGACAACCGUGAACUCCGACACCUCGUUUCAAACCGGAAUGCCCACAACGGGCUGAGAGAGAGAAUCUUCAGUCCAGAAUACGACUUGCUCGGGGCCAUGUGGAAACACGGGAUCGGUACUCUGCUUGAGAUCUUCCGUAAACACAUCCCAGACAGCGGCAAGAUUCGGGAUGACUUCACCUAUCAGGCUGCUAAAAUCCUGGAAGAACUGUGCGGCUCAGUCCGUGCCUAUUCGGCAUUCUGGUAUGAAUGUUUGGGGAAGAUUGGGUUGUUCAGAUUGAAGUACGAAGGAGAAGAGGCGUGUCGACAAAAAUUGAUACGGGAUUGCCACGAUUACUUCCACAAGUCCUCUGAGAGAGCACCUACCAGGGGAUCGAAUUACCAUGGUCUUGCUACUCUUGCCGAUCUGGAUCCUAUCGAGGAAUUGUUCUACCUUAUCAAAUCCCAGAGCGUGCCCCACAUCUAUAUGGAAGAGGACACAGCCAUCGGGCUCUUCCUGAGGCGUAUCCUAGCCCAAGUCGAGUCAACACCGGGUGAGGAUCGGAACCCGGUCCAGCAGUCCCCAGCACAGCACAACGAUCUUCUCUUCGUCCAAGUCCACGGGAUCAUUGCCACCGCAUCCAUAGCCACGCAGGUGCCGGAUGGAUGCCACGUUCGUAUGUUUAAAACGCCUUCCGCCAAUCCCUCCCAUCUGGAGCCGUCAAAACUGACAAGGUAUAGGUGUCUCAUUGCGAAUACGAGUUUCUGCAUCCUUCGCAUGUACCUCUACGCGCUGAGCUCCGCCUCGAGCAGUGUAUCUGCCGAUCAGAUGUCGACAGGUGCCCCCGAUCACGAUCCUACUCACGGCGAUGCUUCUGUGCGCGCAGUUACGGAUAUGAAGCCCCAAGCAAAUGCCGGCGUAUCGAAAUCCGUUCAGCCCGAGGUUGAUGGGGCCCAAGAUGUUCUCGAAGAUGCUUCUGAUGCGGACACAACACCUAUGAUGGUCAUCGACCUUGUAGAAGAGAAGACCGGAGAAACGGCAGACAAGAGAACCGUGGAUUCAAGCGACACCGCUGAAGGAGCCCGAACUAGCACCAAGAGUCUCGCAGCCAGCACAGACCUACUGAAACCCCUGGGAACCCGAAGCACUGCCACCCGGCAGUUGGGGAAACCGUCACCGCCACGGACCAGAGAGGAAGCGCAUCUCCUGCUAGCCAGACACUUCAACAUCGCCAUCGUCGCAGCCGUGUUUGACCAGGCCGGAAACGAGAACAUCCUGCUGUUCCUCUACACGACCCUCCGCUUUGUCGCUUGGGCGAUUGACAAAGGAGACGUCGACGCCCUGCUAGGCCCUGGGUUCCCGUGGUCGGGACUAGCCAACUGCCUCAACUCCGUGUUCGUGGCCAACUCCACUCUCCGCCGGAUCCACGAGGGAGCCUACGUUGCGGAUACCAAUCUCUCGUCACAGCCGUCGCUGGCCGACUACCAUGCCAUGGGCCUUCCUUGGGCUGGUGGGUUCUUCCCGAAACCUCCCACCGCUGCGGAUGAGGAUGAGGUUGAGGGGUUCAUGGACGACCGAGAAGAGAUGGUGGUGCGAUGCACGGUGUUGGGCGUCGAGAUCGCGGGUCUGUGCGAGUACCUUUGUGUUGAUAUAGAUAAGUGGACGUUCACGGGAGUUGAGUAG
This is a messenger RNA of Cyclocybe aegerita, 1920 nucleotides long. Lineage: Eukaryota; Fungi; Basidiomycota; Agaricomycetes; Agaricales; Hemipholiotaceae. The record is from the annotation of a GenBank genome assembly.